CCUGUGAGGUGGGCUUCUACAAACCUGUGGCAGGUGAUGGUGUGUGCGGUAAAUGUCCUCAGCACAGCCACUCGGGGACCAGAGCUGCCGUCUCUUGCCCUUGUGACUCCAACUACUAUAGAGCCACAGAUGACCCGCCUGCAGCUGCUUGCUCCCGUCCUCCAUCUGCUCCUGUAAACGUCAUCUCCUCUGUUAAUGGGACCUCAGUGGUUUUAGAGUGGGACCGCCCUCUGGACACAGGGGGGCGCAGCGACCUGCAGUAUGGUGUGUUGUGUCAGAAAUGUUCUGGGGAGGGGCCCUGUGAGGACUGCACAUCUUCUCCUGGAGGCGGCAGUGGAGGGAAGGUGGGUGGAGGGGCGAGCAUUGGCUUGGGGGGAGGAGGAAUUGUGGAGCGUUCAGGCAGCGCUGUUGUGAGGUUCAUCCCACACCAGACUGGUUUGAUGGAGCCUCGGGUGACGGUGCUGAAUCUGGUGGCCCACACUAAUUACUCCUUCCGCAUCCUGGCAACCAACGCAGUGACUCACCUGAGCAAUGAAGCUUCACCGUACGCCAUCGCCAACAUCACAACAAACCAGGCAGCUCCUUCUGAGGUGUUGGCCAUCCGACAGGAAAACACCAGUCAGAACAGCGUGACUCUGCUGUGGCAUGAACCUAACCAGCCCAACGGAGUCAUCCUGGAGUACGACAUCAAAUACCACGAGAAGGAUCAUGAAGAGCAGAGUUACUCCACUCUGAAAUCUAAAAAUACCAGUGCCCGGGUAACUGGGCUGAAGCCGGGCACCAAAUACAUCUUCCAAGUCCGAGCCAGAACUUCAGCCGGCUGUGGACGCUUCAGCCAGAACAUAGAGAUCCAGACGGGAAAAGCAG
Austrofundulus limnaeus is the source of this 867-nucleotide messenger RNA. Its product is annotated as ephrin type-A receptor 8. Gene Ontology annotation, molecular function: protein binding; transmembrane-ephrin receptor activity; ATP binding. The record is from RefSeq and is a predicted model, not a curated record. Lineage: Eukaryota; Metazoa; Chordata; Actinopteri; Cyprinodontiformes; Rivulidae. Gene Ontology annotation, cellular component: plasma membrane; dendrite. Gene Ontology annotation, biological process: protein phosphorylation; ephrin receptor signaling pathway; axon guidance.